AUGGCGCAAGGAAACAUCAAAAUGUCUGGCAAGCCCAAGGCCGCCAAGGCUGUGCACUCGAAGCGCCAGGCCUCCAAGGUGACCAAGGCCGGCAGCAAGCAGUCCAAGGACACGCUCAACAAAAAGUUUACGUCGGGCCUCACGGCCAAGACGGAGGCGCUGCUGGGCGAGCGCGCCGGUCAUCUGGAGCUCAUUGGCAAGGGGAAAAAGGGAAAGAAGCUGACGCAAAAGGGCGGCUCCAGAAAGUUUGGUUAA
Beauveria bassiana ARSEF 2860 is the source of this 255-nucleotide messenger RNA. RefSeq lists its product as uncharacterized. The transcript has a single exon. The record is from RefSeq and is a predicted model, not a curated record. Lineage: Eukaryota; Fungi; Ascomycota; Sordariomycetes; Hypocreales; Cordycipitaceae. Bases 1 to 255 code for a protein of 84 amino acids.